CGGAGGACGGGCAGGGUGGAUGGCUGUGAGAGCAGAUGGCUUUAAUCACUAUUGCAAAAUAAUAACUGACUCAACUUAUUCAUAUACAGGCUAUCCACAGUAACAAGAGGAUAGUGAGCUAAGGAAAGGAGUAUUAUCAAAACCUUGGUACUGGAAAUUAAAAAAGAAAGGAUUGGAAUCAACAUUUUUGAGAGCGCAGAAUGAAAGCACAGGCUCCGGAAAGUGCAGACGCCCGAUGAUCACUCUUCUGGAUUAAACACAUCAUAGGUUAUACAUUCUGGAGACUGCAGUUGACCCAGGGAAUACAGGCCUUUAUUUUAUUUGUCGAUUGUGGACGGCUGUCAUACAUGAUACAUGGUAUAUUGGCUCCACGGACUGCGCUCCGUUUGUUUCGUUGAUCAGGAGGAGUUGAAGUAACAAUUCAUUUAAUCGACAAGGCUUUCAUCUAUGGUCUCACAAUCCUCAUCGGUGUCAUGAAAUUCGAGACUUCCCUGAAUCUAGCCUUAUUUUUGGAGAUUGCUGUAAAUCGAAUGUAACGGUUCGCAUACGCGGAGAUCGUUUCGACACUUUGGAAGGGCGAAAGGUUACGAUUGCAUUAUUGGGGACCGCAGUUCAACGGGGAGCAUUUGACAUCACAGCCUGUCUGGAAUUACUGUAUCGGUUCCUUUUAACAUUUUCAAGUUACAUAGUAAGGCGUGUAAUAGUUUCUAAACAAUCUGGUUGUUUCGGAUCACGACAGUCUACAGCAUUCAGGAGAAGCGGAUCUCUUUUGCGUGUCUUUUUUUCCAUUCGAGAAUGCUCGUCGCAUUAAACAGGAGAUAAUAACCAUAACCAUCAAAUUAAAUAUCAAAGGGAACGUACAUAUCUUUCUUUCAUUUUUCCGGGAUGGCAUGCUUUUGAAUUUUCUAUCGACUGCAAGCCUCCGAAGCUGACUGCCCGACCAGCGCUGCAACCUGCAUGGGAUUUUAGCUUUGCACCACGGAACAAUUUAUGGUCUCUCUCGGCGGUGCCCCGGCUGUAGUUGUCCUCCCGCGCUGCCAUGCUGGCCUGCCUGCAGAGGAGGCAGAACCCGCCGCCACAGCACCACCACCACCCGGCCUGCGCCGGCAAGGCUCUGGAGCCUCCGCCACAGGCCCUCAGCCGAAAAUGUGAGGUGACGGUGCCCAUGCCCACCCCACGCUACCCCAGCACGGCCGAGCUGGACGCCUACGCCCAGAAGACAGCCGGCAACCCGCUCUCCAUCAAGAUCUUCCCCACCAACAUCAGGGUCCCGCAGCACAAGCACCUUAACCGCACAGUCAAUGGCUAUGACACCACCGGCCAGCGCUACAGCCCCUACCCCCAGCUGAACACCGGUGGCUACCACGGCCUGCUGGCCAUCGGCAAGGUCUCCUCGUCGUCCUCCUCCUCCUCCUCCUCCACGUCCUCUCUGUCCUCUUCAUCGUCGGCCUACGCGCCGUCGUCCGUGGCCAAAGGCGUGCUGAAGAAUGCGGAGGGCCGCCGGACUAAGCUCUCUCCCCCGCAGCUGGCUGUGGCCCCCUACCCGCCCCCACUGGGCGGCACCGGCGGUGGUAGCACUUUAGCGCACCCCCAUCACCGGCACAUGCUGUACCACGCCGUGUCGGCCAAGCCCCCGGAGGGCUCCACGGCCGCCGUAGGCAUCUCCGUGCCGCCCAACGUGACGGUGGCCAGCUCGGUGAUCCCGACGGGCGGCGGCGGAGGAGGAGGGGGGGGAGGUGGCAGUGCCACCGCCGGAGCUGCGGGGGGCGCUGGAGGGAGAGGGCUGGCCCUGCCUCCCCAGUCCAACCUGCCCUCCAUCCAGAGCAUCAUCUACCAGAUCAACCAGCACUGCCAAGCCCAGGCCCUGCAGCAGGUGUGCCAGGGAGCCGGCCCUCCCACCACCACCACCACCUCCGCCAACAGCAGCAGCAGCAGCAGCCCGCCCAAACAGCACGGCGCCACCGUGGUGGUCGGGGGGCUGCCGUCCGCCUCCUCCGGCCACUCGGGGGGGACCUUCCCGGCGGGCAUGGUGGCUCAGGGCGGCCUCGUGUACGGGCAGGGCGGUGAGGGCCUCAAGACGGCGGGGGUGGUGUACGCAGACAGCAUGGAGUACCUGCUGUGGCAGCAGAAGCAGCAGCAGCAGCAUCAGCAUCAACAGCAGCAGCAGCAGCAGGCGGUGCUGCGCAUGUACAGCAACGGCAGCGGUGGUGGCGCGGCGGUCAGCAAGUCCCCCGAGACCUGCCUGCCCGGCGGCGGCCUCCUGCUCGGGGCCGGAGGGGGAGGAGGGUCGUCGUCCUCCUCGUCCUCGUCCCGGCAGCCUUACUCGCUCACGGCCGGCGCCAGCGGAGGCGGCCUGGAGAAGGUCAGCUCGUCGCCCCUCAACUGCGCCGGCAUGCACGGCAACUUCUCGGUGGGCCAGUACUUUGCGCCGCCGUGGAACAGCGUCCUGGUCACGCCCGACAGCGACUGCUACAACCCCCAAGAGCUGCCGGGCGCCACGAGCACCACCGCCGCCGGCCUUCCGCCCGCCGUCACGGGCCCACUCACGGGCUUCUCCCAUCACCCCCCCCCCCACCACCACCACCAUCACCCCCAUCACCCCCACCACCACCACCACCCCCACUCACACCACCACCACCAUCCCCACUCGCACCAUCAACCGCACCACCCGCACCACCCCCACCUGGGCUUGGACAGCGGCGGCGGGCUGUGCUGCGGCCUGCCCAGCAAGAGUCUGUGCAACACGUCGGUGCUCAGCAGCAGCCUGCAGUCGCUGGAGUACCUGAUCAACGACAUCCACCCGCCCUGCAUCAAGGAGCAGAUGCUGGGCAAAGGCUACGAGACUGUGUCGGUGCCGCGGCUGCUUGACCACCAGCACGCGCACAUACGCCUCCCCGUUUACAGAUAGAGGAGGAGGAAGAGGAGGAGGAAGAGGAGGAGGAGCAGAAGCAGGGACGCAAAAUCCGGGCGGUGCUUCGGUGUUCCCCCACCCGAAAAAAAGGGCCAAUGUGAAAUCUCAAUCAAAUGCAAGAGGAGGCCGUGGUACUCUAGAGGACGGACUAGAUGGAGUUUUGUGUGUAGGGAGGGGAGGGGGGUUAUAGGUGACCCUGCUGGAAGUGGACUCAGUUGGGUCACCGUUGUGUUGGGGAUGGGCGGGUUUGGGGCUUUUUUGCUGGGGAGCUCAGAGACAUAGGGUGGGUCUGGAUUGUCUUGCUGUGAAUCCUGAAUAGCCAAUGGGUGCCUCUCAGCUCAGUGAACAGACAGGUUGAAGGGUUGUUGGAGAAGAGUGGGGUUUUCCGUUUUUCCGUUUGUGUUUCAUUUUUUGCCAACAGGGAUUUGACAAUGACAUUUUUCGUCUUUUUUUUUUCCUCUUCAUAAUUUUUUUUUUGGUGGUUUGAUUUGAUUGUGGUGAGAAUCAUCGUUCACACAAGAAGUGAACAGACAUUUUCCUUUUCCAUUCCAAAAGAGAAACAACCGAUCGGCCCAGGAAGAGCAGUGGUCCAGGAAGAUCAGUGUCGGGGCUUAGUUUCUGAUUCAAUUCAACGGGCAGAGUCAUGCCCCACAUAUUACACAUAAAGAGAGUCACACUGUACAAAACACGGAAAAGCAAGAAGGCGUGAUAAUUUGAGUGAUCAACAUGAUGAAGUUAAACAUUGACAAUAAUAUUAAAUGGUUUUAUUGAAAAUUGCACUGCUUUUGAUUUGAAAACUUUGUGUUGAACAGAUUUGGGAUGUUGGAAUGGGUUAGUCUGGAUGCAUAUUGAAGAAACUUGAAAACUUGAACCUAUUUUCGUUGUUGUUUUACAUAUUUGUAGUAUAUGAUAUGCAUUGGCUGCUAAGAGGGAAAAAUGUCUAAACGCUUAGUUUUUUAAAAUUGUUUUUUUUGUUUUGUUGUGUAUUCCUUAUUAUUAUUAUUAUUAUUAUUAUUAUUAUUUUCUUUGGCUGAUAUUUAGUUUCUAGUGUCCUGGUGGCGCAAUUACUGUUCCGGUUCUCAGAGAAGCAAGAACCAGAGUGCUCCUUUGCUCGAGCUAACACUGGAAACCGCUCACAAACCUAACUCAACUCAACUCAAAACUCAAAUCUAACAAAAAAACAAAACAGAUUCACAUAACAAUGGAAAUCAUUAUUUAAAUAUAUAUAAAUAUAUAUAUUUUGAAAUCUCAGAAAUAUGAAUGUCAUGAUUUAGAGGUGUUCCAGUAUGGCUUUCAUGGUGUGUAAUUGUUGUUAUUAUUAUUGUUGCAAUUGUUAUUAUUAUUAUUCCUAUUGUUUUAUUUUGAUUUUCUUAUAUUAUUAUUUAACCCCCAGACUUCUUUGAUGUUAUACCUGACCUAUACUCCUACCAUAGCAGAGCCCAAGGUUUUACCUGCUGCCAGAUAUCCCAUGUUUGGUUCAAACGCUUCAGUUUCAACCGAGCCCCUCAUAAUGUCACACACACACACAGACACACACACACACACACACACCCUCUCAGACUCUUAAAUGCUGUGGUGUGAGAUAGUAGCCGUUAUCCUACUAGCAGUCAGAUCAUGUUGCUCAACCGACUGCAGGCCCCCACAGAGGCCACAGGACCAUAGGACCACAGGGGUUACCCGCCUGCUGGUGAUUCUCUACAUCAUUAUUCUUUUUUAUAUAUAGAUCUAUAUAUAUAUAGAUAUAUGAAUCUUAAGUAUGUAAGGAUGAAACAAUCAUGGCCUCCUCUCUCCUGAGCGUCGUCCUGUCCUGGUAUCUCUCAGGAAGAUGAGGCAUGCAGUGGAGAGGGUCACUCUCUCUCUUUCUCUCCCUCUCUCUGUCGAACUCUAGAUUUUAUUUGUAUUUUAUAUUUUGGUGAGGUGUGGCAUCCUGUCGUUGUGGAUUGGGUGCAGUUGCACGCACACCCCUGAACCCGGCCUAUCGCUCGCUUCACUUUUCUCUUCCCUUCUUCCUUUCCUCCUUUUUUUAUUUUGGAAAGAAGGUCUGAACACUGAAAUAUUUAUUCUGACUGUGACUUUUCCUGUGAAUGUAAUGCACUUAAAUUACUGAGAAGUCUAAUGCCUUUUGGGACUGAGAGAAAGACAGAGAGACAGUAAAAAAGAAGAAGGAAAGAAAAAAAAAAAAAAGCGAAAUUGGAUCAGCGCAGCA
Alosa alosa (allis shad) is the source of this 5117-nucleotide messenger RNA. It is a transcript of the gene fam222aa, whose product is annotated as family with sequence similarity 222 member Aa. The record is from RefSeq and is a predicted model, not a curated record. Bases 1040 to 2908 code for a protein of 622 amino acids. NCBI's taxonomy places the organism in Eukaryota, Metazoa, Chordata, Actinopteri, Clupeiformes, Clupeidae. The transcript is spliced from 3 exons.